Messenger RNA from Amyelois transitella, 5848 nucleotides. RefSeq lists its product as uncharacterized. The record is from RefSeq and is a predicted model, not a curated record. The transcript is spliced from 10 exons. Gene Ontology annotation, cellular component: cell cortex. NCBI's taxonomy places the organism in Eukaryota, Metazoa, Arthropoda, Insecta, Lepidoptera, Pyralidae. Gene Ontology annotation, biological process: imaginal disc-derived wing hair organization. The coding region runs from base 314 to 4126 and encodes 1270 amino acids.
CACCUCACCUCGCGUAUCGCUUGACGUGUUCGCGAAACAUUCGGAAUUCGAAACUGGCGGCAAACUCAUUUUUGACAGCCGAUCAGAACGUUUUAUUUUUUUUAUAAUUUUUUUUUUCGCCAGUGAUCAUGGCCUAUAUAAUGGUAAAUAGUGGUAUUUGUGUUUGCAAACACAAAAAUUGAAAUGUAUUGUUCCAGUAUAUGAGAAAUUCGCACGGUAGCCGCAUUCGUUAUUAGGUCAGAGUCAAAAAUGCAGCAAUGAAAUGAUAAGAUAGUUAAAGCAAUGCGGGCCGGAUGGCGUGGCGCGGGGUGACAUGGCCAUAGCCCUGGUGUUCCUCCUGGCUACGGUGACCGCCGCGCGCCUCGGGGACCUCGCGAGGAGAGACAGCGGCGAUGUCUUCACGAUCACUGGUGACUCAUGCGGAGCGGCCCAAUGCGCAGAACACGGAGCGGGUGUACACGAGCCCGGCGCUUGCGCGUGCGCAUGUCCGCAACGCGCGCCGCUCUUCAGGGAAGACCGGGAGCUUUGCGUUGAUGAUCUGCCCGAAUGUUCUUUGGCAACAUUCGGGACAGGUAGUGGAGUGCAGAAGAUACCUUUCGUUUAUUUACCCCUAAAAGGACAAAUUAUUCAUCCUUCGAAAGAAAUUACUUUUAAAGAUGUAAAGACGCCAAUAUGCGCAGUGUCUGGGGCACAGUUCCUGACUCGCAAAGGCUUCCUGGAUCUCCGGAACACUCUCGAUGCAGAUGUUCCCUUCAAUUUGUUCCGAGACGAGGGCAGAACUUUCCUUCAAUGGAGCGGCGAGGACGAUGUGCGUGCUCGCAUGACAGGCCGUGUGAUGGUGGUCCGUCUGCUUUGUCGCGACGUGUCGGCCACUCCAGCCUCUCCUCUAGAUUUAAGAGGAGUCUUCACGCCGUGUGUUGCGUUUAGGGUACAAGGCUCGCCACCAAAACAGGCUUCUAAUAUAACCGAAGUACAGUUCGCACCUAACGCUCAAACAUCAGAAGUGGUCACCUCAACAGGGCUGAGUGUCACUGAAUAUGUUGCCAUUGGAAUUAGUUCCCUGCUCCUCGGCCUAAUUUAUGUUGCGUCUGUUUUCCUUUUUCUACACAUCAGAAAGCGUAGAAAAGCUGCAUCCGAAAAUGGUGGCAUCAACAGAUUCAAAGGCUUGAAAAAGAAAGACGGCUCAGUGAUAACUGAACGAGAUAUAAUCCGUAUAAAUAAUGAAAGACCCCUAAGUAAAGCAUUAGGACAAGACGAUGGUAUCAUCAAGAAAAAUCCGUUGCUGGCCAUUACAAGACAAUUUCAUGAAACCAAAUCUUUCUCAUGCGAUUCGGGAAGCAAUAUUUCCGAUUCUGAAGACUUAGCUGAAAGCAGUUCAAGAAGUGAAGACCACAUUUACAAUAGCCAAGUUACAUCAGCAGUCGUACAUCUGCACCAAGAAGAAUCAAAAAAUCAGAGAGACAAUUCUGAAAUAAGUCAUCGUGAUGAAUCAAACAUUGAAAGACUUCCAGACGAACACGUAUCUAUAGUAGAAACAACAGACGAUAGAGAAAUAACACGACCAGUUGGAACGACCAGACGAAAGUUAUACUUCAAUCCCGCGUAUUUUGAACCACAUCUAAUGGCAGAACCUCCUGCAGCUGCAUUAGAAUUUCUUGAAAAAAUUCGGGAAGUAAUUGCUAUAGCUAAACAUAAAAUGGCUUCUAAACGCUUUCAACCAGUUCUCAAUGAAAUACCUGAAGAAGAGACGUUUCCUUCAGCAGGUAAUAGUAUGGACAUAUAUCAAGGUUUAGGAAGUCAAAGAAGUGGCAGCCUUGUAAGUCUAAAGAGAGAAAACAGUAGAAAAAAAAUUGGAAAUUGUGUUGGCUGUCCUGGUUGUCAGUCUAAUAAUGAGUCCGGGAUGCACAAUUUUAUCAAAUAUGACGUUCGUGCGUGCACAAAUUGCUUACAUGGUAAAGGGGAUAAACAGAAUAGUAUUAGAAAAUGGUUAGAAAAUAUCCCAACGACAAAGACCUCACUAAAUAAUGAUCUUCCACAAAAUUCCAAUCAUAACAAUAUAAUCAACUCUUUGAUGUCCUUGCCUAAUAAUGAUCGACAGAGAAUCAGAAAACAGAACAGUUUUUCGAAUACAAGUUCUCUGUAUUUAAGGGAUAAUUCAUCUAGACGUAAAAAAUCAUCAACUAUGUCAGUUAAAUCAGAACCAACCAGGAGGAAUUACAAUAUUCCCCUACCUGAGUUUAACAUGGAAGACUGCCAGCCAGAUUAUAAUUACUUCUGUAAAACAGUUUCACGAAUUGAAAAUUUUAGAACUGCUAACUAUGGUUACUAUCAAUCAGUCAGUCUUAGAAAUAGCGCUCUAGCUAAUCAAAGAAGGAAUAAAUACAUAACAAACAAAAAUGCAUUGCCGGAUAUGGUAAACGACACGAUAGCUUUAGAUGAGUGCUCAAAAGUUUAUCAUCAGAGUAGUUCUGAUGACGAAAGAUUUAACAGGAACUCAGAUUUAAUAGAAAACCGUUAUACAAGCCGUAGUUCUGAAAGUCCCAUGUGCAAUGAUUAUGAAACGGAUAGUCUAGAAAGAAGUACACACCAAAAACGAAUAAGUACACCCACUGAGUAUCCUGACAUUCCAUCUUCUUCGCAAGCUAGUCCUAGCUUAAGCAAUGCACUCCCUUUAGAAGAAGAACUAACAAUGAGAAAUUCUAUUUAUAAAAACUCAAGUAGUAAUAGUAACACGCCUUCUCCACAGAGAGAUAUAUGUAUUGACCAAAAUCAUUACGAAGCCAUUGUGAAACCUAAUACUAUAGAGCCACAUGCGGACAACGACAUAAAACAUAAUAGCGACUACAGUCUAGUAAGCGAAGUGUACGUAAAUAAUAAUUAUAAUUUUGGAAGCGCGCCCACUUCUCCAAGUGGCUCUGAGUGUUCUAUGGGAAGUAGGAAAUUAGUUGCAAAUAUAAACAAUAAUGUCGAGGGAAAACCUGGCUGUCUUACUAUAGAAGUAAUCGAUCCGCCUGAAAAUUACAUAAAAAUUCAUGAAUCAGAUGGUUUUGAACCAGAUACACUUGAUCGUAAACAACUAAAACACAAAGAAAUUGAAGAAAAUUUAACAACUUUGCAUUUUUGUCGUUCAAUUGAUAAUUUAGAUACAAAUUAUUCACAACCCGGUCAGGCAAUCCAACUAAGAAGCAGCGGGACAUUCACAAAAAUACAGGAAAAAGUUGAGUACUCUAAAUUUAAUAGCCUAAGAAACGAAUUUGAAAAUAAAAAAAAUAUGAUUGACCGCCCAAAAUUAUCACCUAGCACAUUUGAAAAAUCAAAAGCUGAAAUCGAAACCGAUGAUACUUUAGACGUAACAGAGGAAUGGAACACGGAAGAGGGACGAAUACUCACGUUAGAGCUCAGACAUUCCAAAAGACAACGACAAUGUACACCGCCGACUAUCAAACAGCUAAAGAAUCUAGCGCGACCCGAUAUUCUGCCUCCAUUGCCACCAACGGAAGAUAAUCCAAUUUAUGAGCAACCAAUAUUUCCUCCAAAGAAAGUAGAAGUCGAAAAUAUUUUAACAGAUACUCCACCAAAAAACGUGAGUGGCCGAAGUCUCAGUCCGAGAAAAUAUACGAAAAAUGCGACAUUUGAGUCGCCUUUCUACGUGAAUUCCAUUGAAAAAGAAUAUGGGCCUUCCUGCAGCCCAUUGAGAGCUUCUGGUCAUUUAACGUCCUCGGAGUACACAAACAAUCCUCAUUGUUCAUCAAAAUUGGGGAAUGUAAGCAGGAAUUCAAGCAGAAGACAAUCACUGAAAAACAGUAUAAACACAAAUACAUUUGUGAGAGGGCCAGCAAAAGAAGACCAAUGCAAACCAAGGUUUAGAAGAAGGAAAGGUCAAAGCAUUGAAGAUUCAGGGUAUUUAAGUAGUGAUUCAACAAGUUCUCGACAAGUGCAAAGAAAAUUGGUGAUUCCUAAGAUUGUUAGUGGUAGUGAAAGUGAUGACACUGAAAACGAAGCUAGGAGUGAGUCAGGUGCUGAAAGUGUAGAAACUCAUUCAGUGUAUUUUGGUAGCUAUAGAAAACCACAAAUAGACGUUGAAAACUGUUUUAGACAGAGCAGUAGAAAAAAUAAAUAUACUUAAGACUGCUUAUAAAGCAAUCUAUAUAGAUUUUAAAAAACAGUGCAAUAAAUUACUGUGUGCAAUAAAGGUGCAAUAGAUAUUUUUAUGUCUAAUAAGUAAUUCUUAAAUAAUUUAAUCUUGUUUAUAAGUAAAUAACUAAUGAGCCUUUUUUUGUAGAGAAUUUGUUAAGAUAUAAUUUAGACAUAGUGAAAGGCCGGACGUGCAAUGCAAUUAUAGGAUAAAGAUUAUAGAAUCAUGUAUACUAAUAUUAGACCACAGGUCAAGUACUGCCCAAUGCAAAUAAGAUAUUUUUGUAAUUUCUAUGAAUAUUUGUUUAGACUUUAUAUAAAUAAAUAAGAAUGAGUCAGGCGGCAAUAGUAGCUUCCUAGUACCUGACAAAAAUAGUGCUCCAGAGAGGGAUAAAUAUAUAAUAAUCAUCCCCUCUGUACGAACACAUAUAAAAAAGGUUAAGGCAUUAAGACGUUGUUUGGGAACAAACAAUCUAAUAUUUUUAUUUGCAUAGUUUUAUGAGACUGUUUUUUAAUGUUGUUUUCCUCGUAAAAUUGGUGUAACCAAUAGUUUAAAGGGCUAUAUAAUUUUCAAUUUAGUAGAUAGGUAUAGUACAAUAAUAAUAAAUUUAUUUAUGUUUGAAUAACACAAUCUAUACCUAACAUUCUUGGGUUGAAAAUGAAUGCCUUAUAUUCAAAAGAUGUUUAUAACGAUUGUUUGUUACCAACAGUCAUGGAUUCUUUUUCGGUUGUGGUUUUAUGAUAUUAUUUAUAUUAUAUCACUGUAGAUAGACAAUUGCAUAUUAUAGCUGAUUUUGGUGCUAAGAAUCGCAAAGUGGAGAACCGGGUACAUUUAUUUUAAAAAGACGCCACGGUCUUCUUUUUGCAAAAACGACAUCUGUCUUACUCCUUCAGAGGGUAGGUAUUAGGUAUUAUUAGAUUUGAUCUUAGACUGGUCUACUGAACAGAAAAAAGUUUUAAAACGAACAAUGCACAAUAUGCACUAUCUACCUGCAUUAGGUACAACUUCAUCGUCGUGUGAUGUGUGGCUAACACUAUAGCUAUAUGGUGGCAAAUAAAAUUCAACGCUUCGUUCUAAAAUGCGCACACAGUUGUUAAUCAAAAAAAAUAUGUUUUUUUUUAAAUUAAUUGUUAGGUUUUGUCUUUAAUUUUCUCUUUUUGCUUUUGUUGUAAAUAGACUAAAUCGAUGGAGUCGUGUGUGUUAGUGUUAUCUAUAUAUCUAAUGUUAACAUAACGUUUACGUUUUUGCAAAAAGUAAGACACCUAUGUAUAAAGUGUGCGUUGUACGAGUUUAACUCAAUUAGUUAGUAGAAUUUAUUUAUUUGUUGAUUUAGAAGUUUGUUAUGCAUUGAACUAAGUUAUUAUAGGCAAUACAAUAAUGCUCAAGAUACACAAGUAGUAAAUAUUUACGUAAUUGAUUAUUCAGCAAAAUAGCUAAUUUACCUAUUAAGUUUUAGCAGCCAGUGUUUGUUAAGAUAAAUUUUAGUUUUGUACUUUUUUAUAAUUUUGUUUUUUUUUUUAAUUUUUUAAGUAUUUUAUACUUUUUUAAUUAUACCAAAAUACCAUUAUGAUUACAGAAAACAAAUUUAUCUGGUCUUUACACUAGGAUUCCCUGUAUUGUGGAUACUUUCCAUUACCUACUUUUUGCAAAACAUCACAAAACAAAAUCGAAUGUUAUAUGUGCUUAGGUAAUUUUAUUCCUAUAUUUUUAUAU